GCGUGAUGAAUCGGGCUAGGAUUUCCACAGGGGCGCUUGACAGGACGCUUAGCGGCUCCCUCCUUUUUCGACCGAUUUUUCAAUUCCUUCCAAGCGCAAAGAUUUGCUAUCGACGAACGGCUGCCCCAUUCAAAGCAGCAUGGCCGCACGAAAGAACGCCAAGGACGGAGGUCCCCAGGCAAAGCGCAAAAAAACCGGCAACAAGUAUCAGAUGCCGGAACCGAUCUCCCUCGGAACGAUCAUAACGGACAGCCAAAAGGGCCAGUGGAAAAUAGGCCCUUCGAUCGGUUCCGGCGGGUUUGGUGAAAUCUAUGCUGCAUAUAGCUUGGCAGCACCGGUACCGAGACAAUUCGCCUUAUACCCUUACGUGGUCAAAAUUGAACCACACGAAAACGGUCCUUUGUUUGUAGAGAAGAAUUUCUAUAUGAAAUACUGUCGGCCGGACGACCUCGAGAAGUAUCGGAAGCGAUUUAAGUUGAAACAUCUUGCAAUUCCGAAUUUCGUUAGCAGCGGAUCGCAUGACGUGAACGGGAUAAAGCAUCGUUUUCUAAUAAUUCCCAGGUAUGGAGAAAGUCUACAGUCGGUACUUCUGCGUUACGGAAAAUGCCUUCCGCUGGAAGCUGUAUACCGUAUAGCGCUCCAAAUGUUGGAUGUUUUAGAAUACAUCCACAUGUGCGGUUACGUGCACGCCGAUUUGAAGGCAGCAAAUAUCCUGUUCGCAGACGGAGCCUAUGACCGGGUGUAUCUGGUGGACUUCGGUCUGGCAACAAAGUACGACGUGCAGGAGGUCUUUAAGCCUGACGCUCGAAAGAAACACAAUGGCACGAUCGAGUACACUUCCCGUGACGCCCAUCAGGGCGUCUCAACGAUUCGUGGUGAUCUAGAAGUACUCGCCUACAACUUGAUUGAAUGGGCCGGAGGAAAAUUGCCCUGGAAUGAGGAGAAAACUCUUAAAGACUGCAACAAAGUGCACCAUAUGAAAGAGGCAUCCAUAGGCGACGGGACACCGACGGAUUUUCUGAAGCGCUGCUUCCCAAAAAGUAAGACUCCACCAAAACCGCUAGCCGAUUUCAUUCAGCUUGUCGUUGAUCUGGCUCAUAACGCCAAACCAAAGUACACGAGCUGCUCGCAGCUCUUUGAAAAAGCUCUAAAGCAACUUGGCGUUUCCAAGUCUGGCGGUAUGGGUCUAGCAGGGCAUAACCUAUCACCAAGCAGUCCGUCUACAUCCGGACCGCUUGUCUUGGCAGCGAAGGUCGAUAAGCGAAAGAAGAUCACAGCCACACCGAAACAGGCAGCUCUGCCUGAUACAGUGCCAAAUACUCCGGAAAUUUCGCCGUCAACCAGCAUCAGAACUACCAGACGUACUACGCAAUCAGAAUUGAACGCUACAGUCUCAUCAAUCGAAGAGAUGCCAGAUGGCACUUAUUCGAAAUCAUUGUCGGGGAUUAACGUCCAGAUUGGAACGUCCACCAAAAGCAGUCAGAGCAGAUCGGGCCUAUUGACUGAUGCCAAUUUUUCACCAAGAGUUAUAUUGGUCAAAAUCAACAUCGAUUCCAAUGUGAAUCUAAACAUUGAAACACCCAGUAACAAAGCUCGGAAGAGGACUACGUCGACAAUCACACCGCCGAAGGGCAGAGCUGCAUCCACUACCAAAGGUAGGACAACAAAGCAACGGAGCAAUCGACGUAAUAUGCCCGAAACAUCGAUUAGUGCGUCCGAUGACGACAUUAUUACAUUUAACGUAUCUGACACGAGUGAUGAGGGCAAUAUUUCUAAAUCUGUUUUCGAUUAAUUAGUAACCACAUUUGAAUGUUAUGCGACCCCUCGAUUGAUGUAUUCCGACAUACCGAUAUGCCAUGUGGAACCAUUGUUUCUUUUUAACUAUCGCUCCAUUAGUUUUCUAUACGUAUGGAAAAUACAGGAUCAAUGGAGUAGU
Messenger RNA from Anopheles darlingi, 1936 nucleotides. RefSeq names its product nucleosomal histone kinase 1-like. The transcript is spliced from 3 exons. The record is from RefSeq and is a predicted model, not a curated record. Gene Ontology annotation, molecular function: ATP binding; protein serine/threonine kinase activity. Gene Ontology annotation, cellular component: cytoplasm; nucleus. Lineage: Eukaryota; Metazoa; Arthropoda; Insecta; Diptera; Culicidae. Bases 140 to 1792 code for a protein of 550 amino acids. Gene Ontology annotation, biological process: signal transduction; peptidyl-serine phosphorylation.